Nymphaea colorata (pocket water lily) is the source of this 929-nucleotide messenger RNA. Its product is annotated as NADH dehydrogenase [ubiquinone] iron-sulfur protein 7, mitochondrial. The record is from RefSeq and is a predicted model, not a curated record. Lineage: Eukaryota; Viridiplantae; Streptophyta; Magnoliopsida; Nymphaeales; Nymphaeaceae. Gene Ontology annotation, molecular function: NADH dehydrogenase (ubiquinone) activity; 4 iron, 4 sulfur cluster binding; quinone binding. The coding region runs from base 91 to 723 and encodes 210 amino acids. The transcript has 2 exons. Gene Ontology annotation, biological process: mitochondrial respiratory chain complex I assembly; electron transport coupled proton transport; aerobic respiration.
AUGGUGUUCCCCGGUGUUCGGAGGAGAUAUAAAUAGCGAGCCCCUUUCGUCUGCCCCCCACCGUUCGCCUGCUACUGCCGUGCGUCAGCCAUGGCGCUGCUGCCCAGGACCGCGCGCCUUGCCCUAAUUUCGUCCGAGAGGGCGAUCCACACCACGGUUCCCUCACUUGCCUCCCCGUCAUCCGGCUCCUCGCCGGCCACUUAUGCUCCGUCCCGGCCUCCGGCCGUGAUGUCCUCUCCGACCGGCCUCUCGAAGGCCGCGGAGUACGUGAUCUCUAAGGUGGAUGACCUCAUGAACUGGGCCCGGAGGGGCUCGAUCUGGCCGAUGACGUUUGGCCUCGCGUGCUGCGCCGUCGAGAUGAUGCAUACUGGCGCCGCCCGUUACGAUUUCGAUCGGUUCGGCGUCAUCUUCCGUCCAAGCCCUCGCCAGUCCGACUGUAUGAUCGUUGCGGGGACCCUCACCAAUAAGAUGGCUCCUGCACUACGGAAGGUUUAUGAUCAGAUGCCAGAACCUCGCUGGGUCAUAUCCAUGGGCAGCUGUGCUAAUGGUGGUGGUUACUAUCAUUAUUCCUACUCCGUUGUAAGGGGCUGUGAUCGGAUUGUGCCUGUUGACAUAUAUGUUCCUGGUUGCCCACCUACUGCAGAGGCGCUUCUUUAUGGAGUUCUGCAGCUGCAAAAGAAAAUCAAUCGCCGGAAGGAUUUCCUUGUCUGGUGGACAAAGUAAAUACCUUCAUCUCUGCAACAUGGGUGUGUCAGAGUCUGAAACAGGAACCAUCCACUGUGUUAAAAUAAAUUCUAAGUUCAAAUCACUUAGAAUAUGUUCGGAGACCUGAUCUAAUUGCUCGGACCUUAAUUUUGUAUUUGAGUUUCUGUUUGUGCCGCUGUUUACUUGGAUUAGCUAAAUAUUUGGAAUUGCUAUCCAUUGGACCA